Messenger RNA from Durio zibethinus, 1864 nucleotides. Its product is annotated as nudix hydrolase 19, chloroplastic-like. Gene Ontology annotation, molecular function: metal ion binding; NADH pyrophosphatase activity. Gene Ontology annotation, cellular component: peroxisome; cytosol. Gene Ontology annotation, biological process: NADP+ catabolic process; NAD+ catabolic process. The record is from RefSeq and is a predicted model, not a curated record. NCBI's taxonomy places the organism in Eukaryota, Viridiplantae, Streptophyta, Magnoliopsida, Malvales, Malvaceae.
UAAAAGGGGAGCAUGCUCUCUCUGUCUUUGCGCCUGACCUCUUCUUCAUCCUCUCGUUUCCUGUUCCUCUCUAAAACCUUAACUCUAACAAAAAGAAUAAUUUUUUCUUCUUUAACCACUAUGUCCAUUAACCUUAAUGCCCAUGCAUUUGCUGGCAACCCUUUAAGAGCCAAAACCCCUAAACCCCAUGACCCACUUUCGCCUUCUUCAGCUUUUGAGUCCCUCAAAGCUCAUUUCCUCCAAAACCCAGAAAACCACAACCACCCUCCUCCAAAGUCUCCUCUUUUCAAGGUCUUGCCUUUCCGAAAGGGCAGGCCUUUAGUUUCUUCUUUUGUUAAUGGGGAUGAUGUUGUAUCCAGUUGGCAUCUGGGGUGGAUCAGUUUGGCUGAUUGUAAUGGUAUCUUGGGAAAGUGUGGGGUUCAGUUGACUGAGGGCUCUUUGGUUUAUUUGGGUUCAGGGGCUGAGGAGGAUGUUGUUUAUUGGGCUAUUGAUGUUUCUGAGGUAGGUGGGUUGGUUCCUGAAUUGGUUGGCAGACAGUUUUGCUUUGUGGAGCUUAGGACACUGAUGGUGGCUACUGAUUGGGCGGAUUCCUUGGCUAUGGGUGAAUUGGCUAUUGCUGGUCAUGCACGAGCAUUGCUUGAAUGGCAUAAUCUAUCACGAUUUUGUGGACAUUGUGGAGAGAAAACAGUCCCCAAGGAAGCUGGUAGAAGGAAACAAUGCUCCAAUGAGUUAUGCAAAAAGAGGAUUUACCCUCGUAUUGAUCCAGUUGUCAUUAUGUGGGUUAUUGAUAGAGAACAUGAUCGUGCACUUUUAAGUAGACAGUCCAGAUUUGUACCUCGUAUGUGGAGUUGCUUAGCUGGAUUCAUGGAGCCAGGGGAAAGCUUAGAAGAAGCAGUGAGGAGAGAAACAUAUGAAGAGACUGGUAUUGAAGUUGGAGAAGUUGUCUAUAAUAGUUCUCGGCCAUGGCCUGUUAUCAUUUUUCAACUUUUUGGUCCGAGUAGCAUACCAUGCCAAUUAAUGGUCGGGUUCUUUGCGUAUGCAAAAUCUCUUGAAAUAAAUGUGGAUAAGGAAGAAUUAGAAGACGCUCAGUGGCACAGUAGAGAAGAUGUGAGGAAGGCAUUGGCAUUUGCUGAAUACAAGAAAGCACAAAGAACAGCUGCAGAUAAAGUAUAUCAAAUGUGCAAGGGAGUUGAGAAGGGACAGAGUUUAUCUGCAGAUUUUAAUGUGGUAAGUGGGGAACUUGCUUCCACGUUUAUUCCUGGGCCAUUUGCAAUUGCCCAUCACCUCAUCUCUACCUGGGCUAAUCAACAUCCACCAACCGGUGUUGAAGCUCAAUUGAAACAGCUCAGCAGUUCCAUUUCAAAUCUAUAGCGUUCUCAUUCUCUUCCAAAGGCUACAGAAAAUCCUUUGUGCUUGUUCCAAUGCCUCAUCAAAGGGAGAGUUUGUCCUUUUUUCUUUCCAAGAAUUAUCCGAAACAGUAGAAAAUCUGCCAUCUUAUAUUAGAAAGAUAUCAAUAAUAUUUCAAAAGGAAUGAAAGCAGUUCCCCUUUUUAUUUAGGAUAUUACUUUCAGUAAAAUUCGCCACUUUUUUGUGUAAUCAACAUUCAGAUUCAAUACUCAAGUUUUAACGUGGAUUCAUUAAUCAUGCACUUUCUAGCUUUCAAAUCUCAUUCUUGUUUCCUCAGUUUAUCACCAUUCAAAAAACGUACCGUGUGAAUGACUGGAAAAAAGUGAUUUUAGGAUCACUAGUAAUUAAUGCUUCUUGAAGUUUGCUUAUUGUUUAUUUGCUUGGGUGUAAUGUUGUUUUCUCAUGCAUUCAUAGCAAGGCAUCACGGAGUGCAGCCAGAAAAUUGGGAAUUGAGAAA